Messenger RNA from Erigeron canadensis, 3860 nucleotides. RefSeq names its product ABC transporter B family member 13-like. Gene Ontology annotation, biological process: transmembrane transport. Gene Ontology annotation, molecular function: ATP hydrolysis activity; ATP binding; ABC-type transporter activity. The coding region runs from base 67 to 3801 and encodes 1244 amino acids. The transcript is spliced from 9 exons. NCBI's taxonomy places the organism in Eukaryota, Viridiplantae, Streptophyta, Magnoliopsida, Asterales, Asteraceae. Gene Ontology annotation, cellular component: membrane. The record is from RefSeq and is a predicted model, not a curated record.
UUAACUUUUUUUAAUAAUAAAUAAUAUCACUCUCUUUGCAAACUGUCUGUCCAGUUAAGCUUCACAAUGAGAGAAGUUGAACUUUUGGCAAAUCAAGAUUCUGGUGAUAUACAAACUCCAAAAGUUGACAUUAAAUCAGAUACAGAAUCAGCAAAAAAGAAUGCUUCAUUUUCGGGCUUAUUUUACGCAGCUGAUAAAUGGGAUUUCUUCUUAAUGUUAUUUGGAAGCAUUGGAGCUUGUAUUCAUGGUGCCGCGCUUCCGGUUUUCUUUGUUUUGUUUGGCAGAAUGAUUGAUACUUUGGGUCAUUUGUCUUCACAUCCACAUAGAUUAUAUUCUGAAGUUUCUAAGAAUUCUCUGUAUUUGGUGUAUCUUGGACUGGUUGUUUUUGUAUCAUCAUGGAUUGGUGUUGCAUGCUGGAUGCAGACAGGAGAAAGACAAACAGCACGUCUACGUUUCAAAUAUCUUCAAUCUGUGUUGAGAAAGGAUAUUAAGUUUUUUGACACUGUAGCUAAGGAUAGAAAUCUACUCUUUCACAUUUCUAGUGAUGCUAUACUUGUGCAAGACGCGUUAGGCGACAAGAUAGGUCAUGGUUUACGGUAUCUUUCCCAGUUUUUUGUUGGGUUUGUGGUGGGAUUUACUUCAGUUUGGCAGCUCACACUUCUAACCUUGGCCAUUGUCCCACUCAUUGCUUUCGCCGGAGGAGCAUACACAAUGAUCAUGUCUACCUUAUCUGAAAAAAGUGAGGCUGCAUAUGCCGAAUCUGGGAAGAUUGCAGAGGAGAAUAUAUCACAAGUUCGUACUGUAUAUUCGUUUGUGGGUGAAGAGAAAGCAAUUGAAUUAUACUCUAGAUCACUUCAAAAUGCACUGAAACUUGGGAAGAAGAGUGGAUUUGCUAAAGGAGUCGGCAUCGGCUUCACAUAUUCACUCUUGUUUUGUGCUUGGGCGUUACUACUUUGGUACGCCGGCAUACUUGUUCGACACCAUGACACAAAUGGUGGCAAAGCAUUCACAACAAUCAUCAAUGUCAUCUUUAGUGGAUUUGCUCUUGGUCAGGCUGCACCAAAUCUUGCAGCCAUUGCUAAAGGUAAGGCUGCUGCUGGAAACAUUGUAAGCAUGAUUAAAGAGGAUGUUGACCCCUCUAGAAAGUCAAAUUCAGGGAUGGCCUUCUCAAAAGUGGAUGGAAGCAUUGAGUUUCGUGACGUGUGUUUUGCUUAUCCAUCAAGACCAAAUAUGGUAUUUGAAGAUUUGAGCUUUUCUGCUGGUGUUGGGAAAAAAAUUGCACUUGUCGGUCCUAGUGGUUCGGGAAAAAGCACCAUCAUUUCUUUGAUACAACGGUUCUAUGACCCCACUUCAGGGCAAAUAUUGUUGGAUGGCCAUGAUAUAAAGACUCUCCAGUUAAGUUGGUUAAGAGGGCUCAUGGGCUUGGUUAGUCAGGAACCAGCAUUAUUUGCCACAACUAUAGCCGAAAACAUUCUUUAUGGUAAACCUGAUGCAGACAUGGACCACGUAAUGCAAGUUGCCAAAGCUGCAAACGCGCACUCGUUCAUUCAAGGAUUACCAAAUGGUUACGACACUCAAGUAGGAGAAGGGGGAACCCAACUUUCAGGAGGCCAAAAACAAAGAAUAGCAAUUGCACGGGCUACACUUAGAAACCCAAAGAUUUUACUGCUAGAUGAAGCAACAAGUGCUCUCGAUUCUGAAUCAGAACUCAUUGUCCAACAGUCGUUAAACACGGUUAUGUCAAAUAGGACCACAAUUGUUGUGGCUCACAGAUUAUCCACAGUUAGAGAUGUUGACACCAUUAUUGUUUUGAAAAAUGGUCAAGUGGUCGAAAAGGGUACCCAUAUAACAUUAAUCUCUAAAGGUGGGGAGUAUGCAAAUCUAGUAAAUCUACAAGCAUUAGAACACACCAGUACAAAAGGUCAAACCAGUGUUAGUCAACAUUCUUAUUAUCAAGAGUUUGACCCAUUAGCCACAAAAACAGUGAAUGCAGAUGACGGAAAUGACUCUUUAUCAAGAUCUUCCAAGAACGCGCCAUCAAUUUGGGAUCUUGUGAAACUGAAUCAGCCAGAGUGGCCUUAUGCAUUGGCAGGGUCUUUGGGUGCAAUUCUAGCAGGAAUGCAAGCUCCUUUAUUUGCUCUUGGGAUCACAUAUAUUUUGACUGCCUUCUAUUCUCAUGAUAAUUCUAAAAUUAGAGAUGAUGUUCGAUGUGCAUCACUUAUAUUUGUUGGAGCUGGGAUUGUAACAAUACCGAUAUAUAUGUUGCAACAUUAUUUCUAUACAUUGAUGGGAGAACGUCUUACUACCAGGGUCCGUUUAUCCAUGUUCUCAGCUAUGCUUACAAAUGAAAUUGGCUGGUUUGAUUUGGAUGAAAACUCCACUGGUUCACUUAUGUCAAAACUGGCUGCGGAUGCCACGUUAGUAAGAAGUGCCUUGGCUGAUCGUCUAUCGACAAUUGUACAGAACAUUGCCCUCACUGUGACUGCAUUUGUGAUCUCUUUUAUAUUGAGCUGGAGAAUAGCAUUAGUCAUUGUUUCCACGUUUCCUCUUUUAAUUGGGGCUUCCAUAACUGAGCAACUUUUUCUAAAGGGAUUUGGUGGAGAUUAUACAACUGCAUAUUCUCGAGCUACAUCUAUGGCCCGUGAAGCCAUAGCUAACAUCCGAACUGUUGCUGCAUUUGGUGCAGAAGAUAAAGUGUCACAUCAAUUCUCUAUUGAACUCAACCGGCCAGGAAAACAAGCCUGUCUACGUGGUCAUAUAUCAGGUUUUGGGUACGGUUGUUCCCAACUCCUUGCUUUCUGCUCAUACGCUUUGGGUCUUUGGUAUGCAUCAAUAUUAAUUAAACACAAAACUUCCAAUUUCGGUGACAUUAUUAAAUCCUUCAUGGUUUUGGUAGUCACCGCUUUAUCGAUAGCUGAAACGCUCGCUCUGGCACCAGAUAUUGUGAAGGGAACACAAGCACUGGGCUCAGUUUUCGAGAUUCUAAAUCGUAAAUCAGCCAUCAUUCCCAACCAUCCAGAUUCCCUGUCAGUAGAUCGUAUCAAAGGAGACGUAAAGUUUAGAAAUGUGACUUUUGCAUACCCUACAAGACCGUAUAUUCAUGUUUUAAAUGAUUUGAAUUUGGAUAUAUUGCCCGGAAAGAGUAUGGCCAUAGUCGGGCCAAGUGGGUCAGGGAAAAGCACCAUUAUCGGGCUAGUAUUGAGAUUUUACGACCCUGUUAGUGGUACGGUUUGUGUUGAUGAUUUAGACGUGAAAAAGUUGAAUUUGAAGUCGUUAAGACGAAGGAUUGGAUUAGUACAACAAGAACCAUCAUUAUUCUCGACAACUAUAUAUGACAAUAUAAAGUAUGGGAACGAAGAGGCAUCAGAAAUCGAGAUAAUAAAUGCUGCGAAACUUGCAAACGCUCACGAGUUCAUUUCUAGAAUGCCAGAAGGUUACAAGACGGAAGUUGGUAAUAAAGGUAUUCAGUUAUCUGGUGGUCAAAAGCAAAGGGUCGCGAUAGCUAGAGCCAUUUUAAAAGACCCUUCUAUCCUUCUUUUGGAUGAAGCAACAAGUGCUCUGGACACAGCCUCUGAGAGGCUGGUCCAAGAAGCACUUGAUAAGUUAAUGGAAGGAAGAACUUCCGUUUUGGUAGCACACCGGCUGUCAACUAUACGUAACGCGGAUAGUAUCGCAGUGUUGCAAAACGGAAAGGUGGUCGAGAGUGGGUCCCACGAUGCGCUUGUCAGGAUGCCGGGGAGUGUAUAUGCACAUUUGGUUGAUCUUCAGCAAGAAAAAAGCACACAGGUUGAGGGUCAGUAGUAGUAGUGGUAUAUAUGUAGGAAAUAAUAUUUUCAUUUUUAAUACAUCAUUAUGAAUGA